CCAGCUCAGCUCCACAGUGUUUGCCCAGACUUUGAGAUGUUACUGUUGACAAGUUGUUUUGAAACACUGAGUGUGUGCAGUCUGUAACUUUCUCCCUCUGCUUCCCAAAUGCCAACAAACCAGAUGAAAGCACCUCACUCCCUCUCCUGUCUCCUCCUCCUGACUCUGGGUGCCUGCUUUCCUCCAAGUGACAGAAGAGAAAUGGGAGAUCCAGCAGACAGCCCUGGCGAGGUUCAAACGAGGGGCCCAGAGACAGCCGGAGGUCACCAGCAUGGCUUCCCAGGGGGAGCAGCUCGGCGCAGGAGAUCCCAAGACCCAGCCUCCCUCUUCGUCAUAGCUAAGAAGCUACAAGGACUUGGUAAAGAGCGAGCUGGUUUCAGAUUCAGGUUUGGGAGGCAAGAGGUGGACAAAAAAGCUACCAACAUCUACCUAGGAAGUGAAGAAAAACGGAAUGGUCUGUUGGGGAGCCUGGCUGAGGAACUGAGUGGCUACAGUAGAAAGAAAGGUGGUUUCAGCUUUCGCUUUGGCCGGGCGAUGAAGGGCUGUGGGUGGCUAGGAUAAUACCAUGGAAAGGAGUCUGUCUGGGGACUUUCUGCCAUCUGUUUCCUCCAAGUUAAAUGGCUAUCCCUCGUUCUGUCUCCUUUUAAUUCCCACUUACCCUAAUUACCAACAUAAAUCACCAAGAAACUCAGAACAUUAUUAUUUGGGCUUUCUGUAUGUUAUUCUGGGAGGUUGGGUGGGCUGAUGUGUGAGUUCGGUGACCCUUCAAUCCCAAACUUUGCUCAUUAACAGAAUGAGAGAAAUAGUGUAUUCUGGCAAGGAAAAACAAAGCCUUUGUUUAAACUCCCUGAAAAGCAACAAUGCUCUGUCUGUAUCACUCUUUCCCUCCCCCAGCGGUCUAUUUCUGAUGGUUUUAAAGCAAUCCCUUGGCCUCAGUGGUACUGAGCUGAGAAAGAUGCAAUGCAAUGAAUAAGAAUUGGGAGAGCUUGCAUGCCAUGCUCUAAGUUGAAGGCAGGAGGACUGAGUGAUUAUAGUGGGAUAAUCAAAGUGUUGACAGUCUCCACAGGGAUGCCUGUAAGCUGACAUCCAAAAGGUGGCUGUGAAUGAGGAGUAGAUUCUACUGGGCACCACGCAAAGGUUAAAAAAGUCAAAGUAAAACAAACAAAUAAAAAAGACUUACCAAAUAUUCUUAUUCUCCAACCCAUUGGAAUGGCAGAAAACACUACUCAGUGUCAAGAUGCCAUUUUGGACAGAGUGGCUGCCCAAGCUAUUCAGAUAAACCAUCUUCCCAGUACCAUGCUUUUACUGGGCCAGGGAUCUCGUGGGAACUGAAUGAGCCAUGCAUGAAAAGGUGUUUGAUGCUGCUGUUUAAUAAGGCUGUAUUUCAAAUUUUCAACAUAUGUAUUUCUUUUUAAAUAAAAGUUACAACCCUUGCAAACUACAGACUCUUAACUACAGGCAGUUAGUAUGUUGGAACUUAAUUUUACUAUGCAAUGAAUGUAUGGACACUCUGAAGACUGAAAGUGUCUUAAA
Molecule: messenger RNA, 1533 nt
Organism: Antechinus flavipes (yellow-footed antechinus)
Lineage: Eukaryota; Metazoa; Chordata; Mammalia; Dasyuromorphia; Dasyuridae
Gene: QRFP
Product: pyroglutamylated RFamide peptide
Exons: 1
Coding region: 109-561 (150 amino acids)
Molecular function (GO): orexigenic neuropeptide QRFP receptor binding
Source: RefSeq, a predicted model, not a curated record